UUUGCGAACAAAAAAGUACCAAGUUUUUCUGAUUUUGCUCAGAUACACAAACCAAACCAAACACAUUUCAACAACAGCAACACCUUCUUCAAGAUCCGAUCAGAUCCAUUCAACUUUCUUCAUCCACUCUCCAUUUCCUCUCUAUCUCUCUCUCUUAGUCUAUUUCUCUCUCAUCAAUUUCACCGAUCAAUUUCUCCGUUACCUCUUCCCGUUUCACCUUCGCCGCCGGUUAGGGUUUCUUCAAACUCUACUCGAAAUGCGCGGGAUCGAGACACACGGUUCGUGAACACACCGUCUUCAAUUUCACCAAGUGCAUGAAGCUUUGGUGUUGUCUAUGCUUCAACGAAGAAGAAAAGGAAGAAGAAGACGAAGAGGUAAAACGUAAUCUUGUUAUGAAGAACGACGAGGACAUUAUCGGAAACGUUGCUGAUGACGAUGAUGGUGAUGAUGAUGAAGCUGUUCCUAGAAUUUACGAGGCUAGAUUUCUUGCACAAUUUGGAAGUGGUGCGUUUCGUUAUCGGCCAGCCACACGUUUGUCGGAGGGAGAAAGUAGCUCUGUAAACGCCGAUGUAGUUCCGGUUACCGGUUUUGAGAGUCCUCCCGUCGAUGAAAGCCGUGAUUCGUCGCACAAACGCGCCAAGUUCUACAAUGAGUGUCGGUUUGAUGACCCGACAACGUCUUCUAGUAAUGUGAAAUACUCUAUGGAUAUUGGAGAUUUUGACUCUUCUCUUCGACCUAGUAAUGUCACUUGUUAUGGUGAUUUUGCAUUGAUGUGCACUGGGGAUGAUGGUAACGGUGUGGAAGAUAGUGAAGGGAACGACAGUGACAGUUCAAAACAAGAUGAAGAAGAGGUUGUCAGGAUGGAUCUCACGGAUGACCUGUUGCAUAUGGUUUUCUCAUUUCUGGAACAAACCGAUCUCUGCAGAGCCGCCAGAGUGUGUAAGCAGUGGCGAAUUGCUAGCACCCAUGAAGAUUUCUGGAAGAGUUUGAAUUUUGAAGAUCGGAACAUAUCUGUAGAGCAAUUUGAGGACAUGUGUAGGCGUUAUCCAAAUGCUACAGCAAUGAGCAUAUCAGGACCGUCCAUUUAUUUGCUGGUCAUGAAGACAAUUUCUUUGUUAAGGAAUCUUGAGGUUUUAACAUUAGGAAGAGGACAGAUAGCAGAUGCUUUUUUUCUUGCUCUACCUGAUUGUUCUAUGUUGAAAGAGUUGAAUAUCAAUGAUUCUACACUUGGCAAUAGUAUUCAGGAGAUAUCUGUCGUACAUGAGAGAUUGUGUCAUCUUAAACUAACAAAAUGUCGUGUCAUGCGAAUACAAGUCAGGUGCCCACAACUUAAAACUAUGUCAUUGAAGCGCAGUAACAUGGCACAGGUCGUGCUUAAUUGCCCUCUUUUGCUUGAACUUGAUAUAGGCUCUUGCCACAAACUUCCUGAUGCUGCUAUUCGCGCUGCUGCAACUUCAUGCCCUCAACUAGUGUGGCUGGACAUGCGUAACUGUUCUUGUGUCAGUGAUGAAACACUGCGUGAAAUAGCACAGCAUUGUCCUAAUCUUGGUUUUCUUGAUGCAUCAUAUUGCCCAAACAUAUCUUUGGAGUCUGUUCGACUCCAUAUGUUGACAGUUCUAAAGCUUCAUAGUUGUGAAGGCAUCACUUCUGCAUCAAUGGCUGCAAUAGCUCAUAGUUCUAUGUUGGAGGUUUUGGAGCUUGACAAUUGCAGCCUAUUAACUUCGGUGUCAUUGGAUCUUCCACGAUUGAACAAUAUUAGAUUGGUGCACUGUCGCAAAUUGGCAGAUUUGAACUUGAGGGCUAUAUCACUUUCUUCUAUACAAGUGUCUAACUGCCCUGUACUCCACAGAAUCAACAUCACUUCAAAUUCACUUCAAAAAAUAGCAUUGCAAAAGCAGGAUAGCUUAACUACAUUAGGACUGCAAUGUCAGUCUUUACAAGAAGUGGACCUCUCUGAGUGUGAAUCUUUGACAAACACUAUAUGUGAUGUUUUUAGUCAUGGUGGGGGAUGCCCUAUGUUGAAAUCACUAGUUCUUGAUAAUUGUGAGAAGUUGACUUCAGUUUGCUUCAUCAGCACCUCAUUAAUAAGUCUUUCGCUUGGUGGAUGUCGAGCGAUUACUACUCUUGAGCUAACAUGCCCUAAUCUUGAGAAGGUCAUUUUGGAUGGCUGUGAUCAUCUGGAAAGAGCUUCAUUUUGCCCUGUUGGUCUUCGAUCUCUAAAUUUAGGAAUAUGUCCAAAAUUAAAUGUACUUCGCAUUGAAGCAAUGUUAAUGGUCUCACUUGAGUUGAAAGGAUGUGGCGGACUGUCUGAUGCAUCCCUUAAUUGUCCUCUCUUGACAUCUCUGGAUGCUUCCUUUUGCAGCCAACUCACUGAUGAAUGCUUGUCUGCAACAACCCGUGCAUGUCCAAUAAUUGAGUCAUUAAUAUUGAUGUCAUGCCCAUCUAUUGGGUUAGAUGGACUCUGUUCCCUGCGUUGGCUCCCAAAUUUAACUCUGCUUGAUUUAUCAUACACUUUCCUGGUGAAUCUGCAGCCUGUUUUUGAGUCUUGUUCACAGCUAAAGGUGUUAAAGUUGCAGGCAUGCAAAUAUCUCACCGACUCGUCACUUGAACCUCUCUACAAGGGGGGUGCUCUACCAGCUCUUGAGGAGUUGGACCUGUCUUAUGGAACUUUGUGUCAGAAAGCGAUAGAAGAGCUCCUUUCUUGCUGCACACACCUUACUCGUGUGAGUUUGAACGGCUGUGUGAAUAUGCAUGAUUUAAACUGGGGGUACAGUCAAGGGAAGAUUCCUCAUUUGCCUGGCAUAAGCGUCCUAUCCAUUGCAAGUUCCUAUGAGAAUAUUGAUGUGUCAAGCGAGCAACCCACCCGAUUACUUCAGAACCUUAACUGUGUGGGUUGUCCAAAUAUUAGGAAGGUUUUCAUCCCAUCAACAGCACAUUGUUCCCAUUUAUUGUUUUUAAACCUUUCUCUGUCAGCUAAUUUGAAGGAAGUUGAUGUAGCUUGUCUCAACCUAUGCUGGCUUAAUUUAAGCAACUGUUCCUCACUUGAAGUUUUGAAGCUAGAGUGCCCGAGAUUGACAAAUCUAUUCCUUCAGGCAUGCAAUAUUGAUGAGGAAGCUGUUGAAGCUGCUAUAUCAAAAUGUACUAUGUUGGAGACUCUUGAUGUUCGCUUUUGUCCUAAGAUAAGCUCAAUGAGCAUGGGAAGUUUUCGUGCCGCGUGUUCUAGUUUGAAGCGUAUAUACAGCAGUUUGACAACUUCAUCAAUGUGAUUUAGUAGAAUCCCUGAAGUUUUGCGGUGCUUGUUCACUUGGAUUGAAGGCACGCUUGGUAAUAAAUGUUGUUAUUGUGUAAUGUAUUGUAAAUGGUUAACUUUUUAUUGUUGUGUUUGCUUGGCAUAUAGAAAUGAGGUUAUCUUCAUGCAUUGCUAUAAUAAGUUAUUGUUCUAAUUGUAACCUAUGUAAAUUUUACAGUUCAUUUUGUUGCUGCAUAUUUUUUUCUUAAGUGGUCUGUCUGACCUUUCUCUUGUGAAGAAUAGGCGUCUAUCCUUUCAUAUUGACAUUAUCAAUGCUGUAAGUUUUGUAAGAUGGAUGCGGCAUAUUGACUUUUAUAUUUUGAUGAAAAUUUGAUGUAUGCACAA
This is a messenger RNA of Cicer arietinum (chickpea), 3634 nucleotides long. Its product is annotated as F-box/LRR-repeat protein 15. Gene Ontology annotation, molecular function: protein binding. Lineage: Eukaryota; Viridiplantae; Streptophyta; Magnoliopsida; Fabales; Fabaceae. The record is from RefSeq and is a predicted model, not a curated record.